Drosophila kikkawai is the source of this 1681-nucleotide messenger RNA. RefSeq names its product palmitoyltransferase ZDHHC6. Gene Ontology annotation, molecular function: palmitoyltransferase activity. NCBI's taxonomy places the organism in Eukaryota, Metazoa, Arthropoda, Insecta, Diptera, Drosophilidae. Gene Ontology annotation, biological process: protein palmitoylation. The record is from RefSeq and is a predicted model, not a curated record. Gene Ontology annotation, cellular component: Golgi apparatus.
UUCAGUGCUGUAGCACAUUACUCCAUAAUAAGUUAUAUAUUUUCAAACCCAGACAUGAACGAGAAAAACGAACUCCGGCGCUUCCUGCACUGGGGACCCUUCAUCCUUUUGAGCCUGACUUUUGUUGUCACCUGCACCACGCUCCACAUGAACUCGAUGUGGUGGCCGCCGGGUCCGACCUGGGGAUCUUGGGUGAACUAUUGCCUCAUCUGGUUUCACGUGUUCGCCGUUUUGUACAACUUUUUGAGGACCCUAAUGGUGGGACCUGGCUUUGUCCCUAAAAAGUGGAGGCCGCAGCAGAACGAGUCCACGAAGUUCCUGCAGUACUGCCAGCGCUGCGAAGGAUACAAGCCACCGCGGUCGCAUCACUGCCGCCGCUGCGAUCGCUGUGUGCUCAAGAUGGAUCACCACUGUCCCUGGGUGAACAACUGUGUGGGCUGGUCCAACCAGGCCAGCUUCGUGUACUUCCUCCUGUUCUUCUUGUCUGCCAGCGUGCAAGGAAUCUUUAUAGUUGCCCCUGCUCUGUUCAGGGGCGUCUCCAAGCGGUACUUGAUUAACAUUAAUAUGAAGCACCUGGCCACGGUAAACUUGACUAUGUUGAGCUGCUUGGCCUGCAUUAUAACCCUGGGCAUUUACAUGGGCAUGGGCCUGGCCUGUCUCAAACUGCUGCACAUGCAGGCGAAGGUGAUCUUCACAAACAAAACGGAGAUUGAGCGCUGGAUCAUAAAGAAGGCGGAGUUUCGCCGUGAGGCGUAUUAUCCUGGGAAACAUAUGAAGCCCUUCGUGUACCCGUACGAUCUUGGAUGGCGGAGCAACUACCGGCAGAUGUUUGUGCCCUCCGGUGAUGGUUACAGCUGGACGGUCCUGCCCGGCUGCAACCAGUUCACUUUGACAGUGGAGCAAUUGGAGCAGAAGAAGGAAAAGCGGGCUCGAGCUCGCAGUUACAAGUGCAUUAGUCCUGCCACCGGCUACUGCUUACCAAUUAUCUCGCAGGGCAUCUGGGUAUGCAUGACAAUACCCUGUAACGACGAUCCUCGCAUUGCCCUGAAACCAGGUGAUCUCGUACGGGUGACUCGUUCUCAUCAGCACUGGAUGUACGGGGAGAGAGUGAUCUCGGAGGAGGAGGAGGUCGAGAGAAAACAGCGUAGUGGUGCCAUUAAAGGCUGGUUUCCCAGGGUCUGUGUCGAGAUGAUCGUAGAUGAGGGCUCUGAUGACGAAGAGAAUAACCGGACUGGUGGAGAAACUUUUAUUGUUGAUAAUAGGUCCGAGGGAAAAGUUGAAAGUGAGACAGAGGAUACCCAGGCAGGUGGAGAUGUCCCACAUGAAGUUCGAUACUCUAAAAAACCAGGAAUGGAUCCCUACUUUAAACGAACUUUGGAGCUCAUCGAAAAUGAGAAUUAUGCAAAUCUGGAUGAUGAGAAACCUCCGUGGGACGAAGAUGAGGCAGAAUAUGACUUUGGAGAGCCCGAGGGAAAUACUCCUAGCCCCUGGAUAGAUGGAACACGAAAACGCGCUCUUUAAAGGGCAUUUCCUGCGGCGACCUGGGCCACAGAGAAGUCCCCCAUUCCCAGUCGCCGCAAUAAAAUUGCUUUGGUCAACCGCCGCAUUAAUCUUUUAACGCGUAUUGCUUAAUACUUUUCAAUAUUGCAUUAAUAAAUAAAUACCUUCGCCGCGGCAACAA